Doryrhamphus excisus (bluestripe pipefish) is the source of this 2748-nucleotide messenger RNA. NCBI's taxonomy places the organism in Eukaryota, Metazoa, Chordata, Actinopteri, Syngnathiformes, Syngnathidae. The record is from RefSeq and is a predicted model, not a curated record.
GGAUUUAAUAAGCUUUGCUUCUUCCUACUCCUUUUGGACAUGUGGAACUGGGAACUUAUUAUGGGAUGCACUCAAUUGGAAUCUGAUCCAUUCCAAAAUAAUAAAAAAAAUAAUAAAAAUUUUAAAAAAUUAUUAAAAAACUAAAAUUAUAUUAGGAAAGCAGGAAGUGAACAAAUGUAACAGUUACUGAUUGUAAAAGUACCAGAUGGAGGGGUAGGAUUUAAUAAGCUUUGCUUCUUCCUACUCCUUUUGGACAUGUGGAACUGGGAACUUAUUAUGGGAUGCACUCAAUUGGAAUCUGAUCCAUUCCAAAAUAAUAAAAAUAAUAAUAAUACAAUUUUUAAAAAAUUAUAAAAAAAUUAUAAAAAAAAAAUUAAAUUAUAUUAGGAAAGCAGGAAGUGAACAAAUGUAACAGUUACUGAUUGUAAAAGUACCAGAUGGAGGGGUAGGAUUUAAUAAGCUUUGCUUCUUCCUACUCCUUUUGGACAUGUGGAACUGGGAACUGAUUAUGGGAUGCACUCAAAAUGUAAUAAAACCAUUACCAUUACCAUUACCAUUACCAUUACCAUUACCAUUACAAUGCGCUUGGUGUUAGUGAGGGUUUUGUAACCUUGACCCAGUAUGUCUCUCACAAUUAUCGAAACGACAACUCCUUCUGUUUAACCAGCAUUCAAUUAACAGUCCUCAUCUGAUGGUGUCACAUGGUAGCCAGUUUCAGGAAAACAAAUUAGACAGGAACCAACGCAUAGACAGUAAGAGUGUUGUAAACCAGGAAGUGUCACAUGUGCAUGACCAACAUGCUAUGGCUAAUUGACCUCGUUUGAAAAGGCAUCCUGAUAAAAAACCUUGUCUCAUUUUUCACCGGAUAUCUUCUCUGAGCUUGGCAGAUGUUUUUUGGCUACUCCAGCCCAAGACCGUUUAUGCUUUUUGUUGAGCUGAAAUUCCAAUCGCUACAAUCGGAACUCCCGACUGGCAACCUGGAAAAUGGUCUUAGAGGUGUCCAGCGUUAAUUUUCCUCAACGACCUUCAUCGUUAUCUUUCUCUGGGUCUGGCUUCUUGGCGACCUACCAGUUGGGGGUUGCGCAAUGCUUUCUCCGAAACGCACCUUGGUUGGUGCAGACAGCGCCAUCUAUACUCGGAGCGUCAGCCGGGUCUUUGGUAGCCGCUUGCGUUGCCUGCCAAUUGAACCUGGUAACAAUGCGAAACGAGAUGCUUUACUUUGCCAAAAAAAUGAAAGGUUUCGCACUUGGACCGUUCAGCCCUUCAGUUAAUCUUCUGCACUGGUUAAGAUACGUCUUAAAUAAACAUCUUCCAUCUGAUGCACAUCUUCUCGCAAGUGGACGUCUCGCUGUGGCUCUGACCCGUUUGGAUAACGGCGAACACACGAUCAUAACAGAGUACCACUCCAAAGAUGAUGUCAUACAAGCUCUGCUUUGUAGCUGUUUUGUUCCUGGAUAUUGUGGCAUGCUCCCUCCCUCGUUUAAUGGAGUUUAUUAUAUGGAUGGAGGCUUCAGCGGAAUGCAGCCCGUGCUGUCAUUACCCGACCGCACGUUAACAGUUUCUCCAUUCUCGGGCGAGACGGACAUCUGCCCCGCAGACACACCCUGCAUGUGGGACAUGGUGGUGACCGGACUCACGCUAAAGGGCAACGUCGCCAACGGGCUGAGGUUCUUUAAUGCGCUCUACCCCUUAAAAGUGGCGACUGUGGAGCAAGCCUAUCACAGCGGCUACAAAGAUGCCAUUCAUUUUCUUCUGAGCAACCAGUUUGUCUCCAACAAUACAAUGAAAAGGAUUUCCCAGGAGGUUGGAAAUUACAGUCGCACUGAAACGUCAGCUUUACCGGAAGAGGAAGAGGAAGAGGAGGAUGUGGAUGAGGAAGUGGAGACGACAACAAAGAUGACUUUGACAGAACCUUCUCUCACUUUUGACACAUUAAAGAACGGUUUGCUUUGCACCAGUACAUAUUUAACAAUUUUUUUUAUUUACCAAAAAAAAAAAAAAAUUAUCAUGGAAAGCAGGAAGUGAACAAAUGUAACAGUUACUGAUUGUAAAAGUACCAGAUGGAGGGGUAGGAUUUAAUAAGCUUUGCUUCUUCCUACUCCUUUUGGACACGUGGAACUGGGAACUGAUCAAUUGUAAUCUGAUUCAUAACAAAAAAAAUAAAAAUUAAAAUAAAACGAAAAUAAUUAAAAAUUUAAAAAAAAAUUGAUUAAAAAAAUUAAUUAUAUUAGGAAAGCAGGAGGUGAGCAAAUUUAACACUUACUGAUUGUAAAAGUACCAGAUGGAGGGGUAGGAUUUAAUAAGCUUUGCUUCUUCCUACUCCUUUUGGACAUGUGGAACUGGGAACUUAUUAUGGGAUGCACUCAAUUGGAAUCUGAUCCAUACCAAAAUAAAAACAAAAAAUAAAAUUAAAAAUAAUAAUAAAAAUUAAAAAUGAAAAAAAAAUAAUUAAAAAACUUAAAUUAUAUUAGGAAAGCAGGAGGUGAACAAAUGUAACAGUUACUGAUUGUAAAAGUACCAGAUGGAGGGGUAGGAUUUAAUAAGAUUUGCUUCUCCCCAAUCCUUUUGGACAUGUGGAACUGGGAACUGAUCAAUUGUAAUGUGAUCCAUACCAAAAUAAAAAUAAAAAAAUAUAUAAAACAAAAAUAAUAAAAAUUUUAAAAAAUUAUUAUUUUUUUAAAAUUAUAUUAGGAAAGCAGGAAGUGAACAAAUGUAUCAGUUACUGAUUGUAAAAGUACCAGAUGGAGG